Laetiporus sulphureus 93-53 is the source of this 2088-nucleotide messenger RNA. RefSeq lists its product as uncharacterized. Bases 1 to 2088 code for a protein of 695 amino acids. The transcript is spliced from 2 exons. NCBI's taxonomy places the organism in Eukaryota, Fungi, Basidiomycota, Agaricomycetes, Polyporales, Laetiporaceae. The record is from RefSeq and is a predicted model, not a curated record.
AUGGCCGGCAUCGCACAAUCUGAACAUUCCGUAGAAGGACACCUAAAUCCUGAAGGUACAGAACCCCGGGCAUCCACUCCACCAUCCUUCAAUGACACCAACAUCCUCGCUCCCACUCCCCGCUACUUCCUAACUCCAGCCAUGAUAGAAGCGCUCCCCAGAAGGAGAGGGCCUUCCGCCAGGCUAGUAGAGGAAUUCGCCGCUCUCUACCCCGAUGAGCCAAGAACAGGGAGGCGAUUCCAUCAAUGGGAGUACGAUAUCCGAGCUCGGGAUCACUCCGAAGAAGAUCGACAGCGAUAUCGGAUGCAACCAGUAGAUGUGGUGGCAAGGCACGGAGGAGCAGCAAGGGGGCAGGACUACGUCUGGUCGAGUCACGCUUCAGGAACUCCACCAGGGUACGAGCGAUACAGGCUCCCCGAUAAUAGGCAGAGCUACUACCUGGCGCGACCUGGCCUUCCCCCACCAACGGAGGAAACCCCCAGAUUCUGGACACAACCUGUCGAUAUGCGGCUCGACACGGCCCUAAGGGAACUAACGGAAGCACGGGAAGGAUGCCUGGCGGUCGAAGCGACCCGAGAUCGCCUCAUGAGGCAGAUCAACGAGCAAAUGGCCGGAGCAACGGAGCGCGGCAACCAGCUUCACAAACUGACAAGGGAGCUGGAAGACUUCAAAAGGGCGCUCCGAUCCAGUGAAGAAAGGGUAAAGGGUUUAGAAGAAAUUAACAAGACCCAAGAAAUCCGCAUUCAACUACUGGAAGCCCUGAGGCGUCCGCCCCCACCUUCUCCAAUACGAUCGCCUAAGAAACUGGUCGAUAAGGGCAAAAGAAGGCAGGACUCGGGUCAACAGGACAUUCGAAAUUGGGUAAAGGGAGUCAGCGGACCCGCCGGCCCUAGUGGGCUCAAGCCGGCACACCAGGCAAACCCUGAGCAGCCGCCCUCUAGGGUGCAGACGCCCCCAAUAACCCCGGCACACUCCUACGAGGGAGACCAAGAUGACGAGUUGGCAGGGGCACAUUUUGCGUUCCCCCCAGAGCGACCGGUUCCACCAUCAGAACGGGAUCGUCGCUCUGCAGCCCCGCCACCGGCAUCCUCGGACGAAGUACACAGGAAAUCGUUCCGAGGGCCAAAGGUCAACCUCCCGGAGCCAUUCGACGGCACCAAGGCAAAAGCAAAGGCAUGGCUUGUCGAUGUAAUGAACUACAUCGUCAUGAAACCCAGCGAGUUCGAAGACGAACAAAGUAAAAUUCGCUGGGCAAUGUCAUACAUCCGAGGACCACAAAUCGACCAUUGGAAAGCCUCCCUUCUGGAAAGGAUGAUGGGGGGCCCACCAGUAUAUGCCACGCUCCAGGACUUCAUCGCAGAUUUCAAAAAGAUGUAUUACCCCGCGAAUCCGGAGUUGGAAGGUCAACAGAUGCUGCGCAGCAUGCAGCAAAGGUACAAGCCUUGGGAGGAAUUCGAAGCCGAAUGGGAACAUUGGGUCAAGGUCUCGGGGUACAAGGAUGAGCAGCUGCUGCUCCAAUUACUAAGAACGGCCAUAAGAAAAGAACUCUGUGAUAGAGUAUGGUCGUCCGAAGGUAUUAGCUGGGACGUCAAUAGCUACAGCCUAUGGAAACAGGUUGCGGCCCGGCUGGACCUUCAACAGCAGCAGCAAUGGGCAUCCACCUUUGAAGACCGAAAGGGCAAGGGGAAAGUCAAGGACUCCAAGACCCGACAAGUCCACCAGGAGGAAGGUUCUACAACGGCAACGGUCAACGCGGUUAGGACAACGGGAAGGGCGCCCAUCAGAAACGUCGAUGAGGCAGGAAAGGCAGUGCCACACAAGGAGACGGUAGGCAUCGAAAAUGAAUGCGACAAGCACCGAAAGUGUGGUACCUGCAGAAAGGAACGGUCGGAAAAGGGGUCGUGCACGGAUAUAUGGCACACCCAUUAUUACGACGGAAAGGCGCAGUGCUGGCGCAAAAAGGAUGCCCAGCCUGCAGCUCGGGCCAGUACGGUAGAAGAAACCGAGGCCGUACGAGCAUUCAAGGCGGCCAUUGCGGCCAACCCCGCUCUGCUCAACCAGGCGGGUUUUCAAUUCGGCAAGGCUUAA